Messenger RNA from Arctia plantaginis, 702 nucleotides. Lineage: Eukaryota; Metazoa; Arthropoda; Insecta; Lepidoptera; Erebidae. The record is from the annotation of a GenBank genome assembly.
AUGCGACAAGAGCCUGCAUGCUCACCAUGCUUGAACAUGUUCUGUAAGAUAAUAAUAGCAAGUGUUGGCGCGGUGCUGGUAGCAGUACUGUCUACUGCAGACACAGACGCCGAGGCGAGUUUGCAUCGCGCUCUUCUACAGAAUAAGGCAAUCAUCUUAAAAGAUGAACGAAGACGAACACCUAUUAUAUUAAAAGCCUUGGAUGGUCGUGUUGGAGAUAAAGGUGGAGUUACUCGACGUGGACGUUCCAGAAGUCGUGAUAGAUCUGAUCACGGAAAGAGAGGACAUCUUCAUCGUUUUCGCUCGCGAGGUUUCGACAGGAAACCUCAUCGUUCCGGCGCUCAAAAGGACAGUCGUCAUGGCCAUUGGAUGUCUGGUCAUCAUAGCCAUGGAAAAUCCGAUCAUCAUAGCCAUAGAGAGCCUGGUCAUCCUAUACGUAGAAAGCCUAGUUGCCAUGAAAAACAUCGUCGUCCGAAACCACCUCAACUUCAUGACCAGGCUCGUCCUCACGGCGGUGAACCUGGGAAAAGCAAACUACCUGGACAGUCGAUGGUUCCUCUCGCAGGGUUUUCGUAUUAUUGGGGCGAUGAUGCAAGUACGGACGAAGGAAGAGAAACUGGUCGCUAUAAUGAUCGGGACAGGAAUGUAUACGGAAACAGUGAAGUAAGUUAUGAUUGGACUAGUUGGUCGUACCCGUUAUAG